AUGAUCGAAAGCGAGAGAUUACAUUUCAUAAGGAGCAAACAACAAAUUCUUAGAUGUGAGUCUUAUGAGAAUUUACGUAAUCAACAAGACCUCGGGAAUAAAGAUAUAUCCAACGUCGGACAACGUGUUAUCUUACCUUCUUCAUUCACUGGCGGUGCACGUUAUAUGAUGCAAAACUACCUUGACGCCAUGUCCUUAUGUAAAUGGUUUGGAUAUCCUAAUUUCUUCAUAACCUUUACAUGUAAUCCAAAAUUGCCUGAAGUUAAAAGGUUUCUUCAUAACACUUCACUGCAUCCAGAAGAUAGACAUGAUAUCUUAUGUAGGUUAUUCAAAAUAAAGCUUGAUGCUUUUAUUAAAGACAUACGGGAAAAUAAAAUUUUCGGCAUCGUUCAAGCAGUGGUCUAUACAAUGGAAUUUCAAAAAAGAGGUUUGCCACAUAGUCAUAUUUGUCUAUUUAUGCAUGCUGACUCCAAGCGGCCUGCUGUUGAAUAUAUUGAUCCGAUUAUUUCCGCUGAGAUUCCAAAUAUCAAUGAAGAUCCAGAGUUGUAUUCACUUGUAAGUGAAUUCAUGAUACAUGGUCCUUGUGGAGCUGAAAAUAUGAAUUGCCCAUGCAUGGUUGACAAGCAAUGUUCGAAAAAAUUUCCAAAGCAAUUCUAUAAUCAUUCUUCAGUUGAUGUCAAUGGUUAUCCCUUAUAUAUGAGAAGAAACAAUGGAUAUUUUGUCGAAAAAUCAGGUGUUAAGUUAGACAACAGAAAUGUUGUUCCAUACAACAAAUAUAUGUUGAAAAGAUAUUAG
Messenger RNA from Lactuca virosa, 795 nucleotides. The record is from the annotation of a GenBank genome assembly. NCBI's taxonomy places the organism in Eukaryota, Viridiplantae, Streptophyta, Magnoliopsida, Asterales, Asteraceae.